Messenger RNA from Protopolystoma xenopodis, 306 nucleotides. Lineage: Eukaryota; Metazoa; Platyhelminthes; Monogenea; Polystomatidea; Polystomatidae. The record is from the annotation of a GenBank genome assembly.
GAACAUGGCUUAGUUGCCUAUGAUGACGACGAUGCCAAUAUGUCUGGACCUGAGUUAGCCCCUAGUCCGGAUCGACGUACGAAAGAUGAUGUUUCAAUUAAGUCCACUACAACAUCGUCUUCUUUGAUUGUAUGUACCUCUGGUAUCCUAUCAGAGGAACGUCGUGCCCAGCUCCGCGAAAUUGAAGUCAAGGUGAUGAAAUAUCAGGAUGAUCUUGAGGCUGGCCGUAAGGCUACUACUAAUGAUAUUAACCAUUCUGAAUCGGUCGCAAAAAUACAGUACUACAUUCUGACCAUAUUUCGAUAA